AUGAGAGGUGUACCAAACUACUACCAUUCUUACACCUUCUUCUUCUUUAUCUUAACUCUUUUUCCUUCGUUCUCUAUCUCUGCAAACUCUUUGUCGGCUACAGAAUCUCUAACAAUCUCAAGCAACCAAACCAUUUUAUCUCCUGGUAAUAUCUUCGAGCUUGGUUUCUUCAAACCUUCUUCAAAAUCUCGUUGGUUUCUUGGGAUUUGGUACAAGACAAUCCCUAAGAGAACCUAUGUAUGGGUUGCAAACAGAGACUCUCCUCUCUCUAACCCCAUAGGAACUCUCAAAAUCUCCGACAACAACCUCGUCAUUUUCGACCAAUCCGAUAAACCAGUUUGGUCGACGAAUCUAACCGGAGGAGACGUGAGAUCUCCGGUGGUAGCAGAGCUUCUUGAUAACGGUAACUUCGUGCUAAGAGACUCUAACAACAACAAUCCUAAUGGUUUUUUGUGGCAGAGUUUCGAUUUUCCGACGGAUACUUUACUACCGGAGAUGAAACUAGGAUGGGAUCUCAAAUCCGGAUUCAAUAGUCCUUCCAAACCAAGAGGCUUACCGUACAAAGCAAAGUUACUGAGACUCUUUAAGCUAAAAUCAUGUUUCAUUCUUAUUUCAAAUAGAAGCUAA
Messenger RNA from Arabis nemorensis, 627 nucleotides. The record is from the annotation of a GenBank genome assembly. Lineage: Eukaryota; Viridiplantae; Streptophyta; Magnoliopsida; Brassicales; Brassicaceae.